Messenger RNA from Impatiens glandulifera, 1536 nucleotides. Its product is annotated as mitogen-activated protein kinase kinase kinase 17-like. The annotation marks the transcript as partial. Gene Ontology annotation, biological process: protein phosphorylation. The transcript has a single exon. The record is from RefSeq and is a predicted model, not a curated record. Gene Ontology annotation, molecular function: ATP binding; protein kinase activity. Lineage: Eukaryota; Viridiplantae; Streptophyta; Magnoliopsida; Ericales; Balsaminaceae.
CCAUCCACCCUUCCUUUGACAAGGAUAACUAACAUCCGCCAUCAUUCAUUUCCAUUACCCUUUUUCACGUCAACAACAACAACUUGUCCCAAAUCCCAUUUUUUUCAUCUUUUCUUUAAUCAUUGACAUAUAAAUACCCCCAAUCCCCUCCUCUCUCUUUCUCGCAACACAGAAGAAUCAUACUAGCUACUUGCUAAAAUGGAAGACAAGCCAAGAACACAAUCCAUUAGUAGUUGGGUCAGAGGUAAUUGCAUAGGACGGGGCUCAUUCGGCACCGUAAACUUAGCCCUCACCCACCCUCACGGCAGGGUACUCGCAGCAGCCAAGUCAGUUCAGAUUUCAAGUCAGGCGGCUAAUUCCCAACAGAUUCAGGCCUUGGAGAAUGAAAUCCAAAUUCUAAGCUCUGUUUCUUCCCCUUGGGUGGUCCAAUACAUCGGAGAUGACGUGUCUAGGGAGUUAAACGGGUCUUACAGGAAUCUACUUAUGGAGUACUUACCCGGUGGUACUGUUGCCGACCUUCCGCCGCCGCUCUCAGGCGGCGCCGGCAACGAAGAGGUCGUGAAAUCGUACACUUGGUGCAUAACCUCUGCCCUGAGGUAUAUCCACUCAAAGGGUAUUGUUCACUGUGACGUGAAAGGAAGGAACAUUCUUCUUGGACCCAAUCCCGGCACAGCCAAGCUCGCCGACUUCGGGUCGGCGAUUUUAAUACAUGACGAUGAGAUUAAAGUCAGGCCGACUCGGGGAAGUCCACUGUGGAUGGCGCCGGAGGUCAUUCGAGGGGAGUAUCAGGGAUUUGAGUCUGAUUUAUGGUCAUUGGGAUGUACGGUCAUCGAGAUGCUUACCGGAAAGCCGGCGUGGGAAGACAACGGCGCUGACACGCUAAUCAAGAUUGGGUAUUCCGACAAGGUACCAGAUUUUCCUAAUGGGUUGUCAGAAAUCGGCCGGGAUUUUCUUGAUAAAUGCUUGAGGAGGAACAGGGCGGAGAGGUGGAGCUGUGAUCAGCUCCUUGAACAUCCGUUUAUCUCUUCGUCGGCGGCGCCGGAGUUCAAUUUGAUGACACGUCAUCAUCCAUCUCCUCGAUGCGUGCUGGAUUGGCCGUCGAUCCAGUCGGAGUAUUUCUCCGAAGAAGAAAUCGACAUGGAUUCGACCAAAAGAAGAAUUGGUAAAUUGGUUUCAAAUACAGAGGAGAUAAAUUGGGAAUCGGACGGAUGGACGGAAGUGAGGAAUUUGGUCGGUGAUGGAAAGUCAGAGGAAUAUCCAAAUUGUAGUAAUUACGGCCAAGAUAGAGGGGUAAUAUUGGAAGAUGAUGAAUUUGGCGGCGGCGAAGCCAUUGAUGGAGGACGGCGGCGAGGUAGUGAGUGUUGCCGGCGAGAUGGCGGUUGGUUAACCGUUUUGGGGAGAAGUCAAACUGUUUUCGAUAAUAAAAAGUCAAUGGAGUUGACAAUAUUUGAUUUAGUUAAAUUGUUGUGUGUAAUUUUGGUGAGAUUUCAAAAUUUGAGUUUAAAAUUAAUGAAUAUUAUUAAUAUGUUAGAGUAU